This is a messenger RNA of Periconia digitata, 311 nucleotides long. NCBI's taxonomy places the organism in Eukaryota, Fungi, Ascomycota, Dothideomycetes, Pleosporales, Periconiaceae. The record is from the annotation of a GenBank genome assembly.
CAUCCAUGGAUCACUGUAUACGCGCGCAUGUUAUAGAACAACGCUGCCCCCAUCCAGGUUCAUCCAAACUCCAUCACCCUACUAUCUACACCAUGACCCUAAAUUUGCGCCGUUUGCCCUAUGGCUCAGUCCUCCGCCGUUACACCUGUGCCGCACCUGGUGGACCUGCCAUCAUUCCAUGGCGGUCCUAUUCUGAUAUGAAGGGCACUCCCCCAGGCCCCCUAAGACCGACGAGAAACCUACGGAGGUGCCUCACGAGAAACGCUCAACCCUCCAUGCGCCAGCGAAAACGACCCGGGAGAAUCAAAUAG